Molecule: messenger RNA, 2594 nt
Organism: Lolium rigidum
Lineage: Eukaryota; Viridiplantae; Streptophyta; Magnoliopsida; Poales; Poaceae
Product: acyl-CoA-binding domain-containing protein 6-like
Exons: 17
Coding region: 297-2378 (693 amino acids)
Molecular function (GO): protein binding
Source: RefSeq, a predicted model, not a curated record
AAGAAGGUGAAAUCAUUGAGCUGAAAAAGUUCACUCUUCUUCGUUACUCCUGCAGAGAGAAAAGGCCUGCCGCUGCCCCGCUACGGAUCAACCUUUUCAGUUCUCUGUCACAGUCUUCAGGACCAGUUUCGGCUUCUUCCCCAGAGCCGUUUCCCCUUCCGUCCCACUACGCCAGCGGCGGCCGCAGUGGCAGUGGAUCCUUCCUGUUCCUCGCGCUCCAGCCCAACCCAAGAAGGUGACUGACAGGGGGAUGAUGUGCGGCCCAGCAGUGUGCUAAGGACUGGCAGGAAAUAGCAAUGCCAAACAUGUUUGGUUUCUCGCGCCGCCGAAUGAAGAUCGGAAGGUCGAAGGGCCACAAGAGUGAUCCUCUGCACGGCUCUCCCAGCCCUGCGCGACACCUCGGUCUGGCAAAUGCAGGUGACCCAAUAACAGCAUCGGUGAGUGGCCGCGCAGACGACCUUGCUUACCGCUGCUCGUCUGAUUCAUUUGACCUCGAUGCCCGUGCAUUGGAUGGAUCAGAGAAUUGGGCGGUGUUGUCCACCGAGGGCGACAAACCUGCUCCUCGCUUCGCUCAUGCAGCAGCCAUUGUAGGCAGCAAGAUGGUAGUGUUUGGUGGUGAUACUGGUCAAUGCUUGUUGGAUGAUACAAAGAUACUGAAUUUAGAGAAGCUUACAUGGGAUUCUGCUGCUCCAAAAGUUCGUCCAUCGCCAAAUGGGCGUUCUUUGACGCUUCCAGCCUGCAGAGGUCAUUGUCUGGUUUCGUGGGGAAACAGUGUUAUUCUUGUUGGAGGUAAAAGUGAGCCAGCUUCUGAUCACUUAUCAGUGUGGACUUUCAAUACCGAAACAGAGAUUUGGUCACUCAUGGAAGCUAAGGGUGAUAUCCCUGUGGCUCGAAGCGGCCACACUAUGAUCAGAGCAGGCGCUACGUUGAUACUUUUUGGUGGUGAGGACACGAAAGGGAAGAAACGACAUGAUCUUCACAUGUUCGAUCUGAAGUCAAUGACAUGGCUUCCUUUGAACUAUAAAGGCUCUGGACCUUCCCCAAGAUCCAACCAUGUUGCUGCAUUGUAUGAUGAUAGGAUCCUUUUUGUAUUUGGAGGCCACUCAAAAUCAAAGACCUUGAAUGAUCUAUUUUCUUUAGAUUUUGAGACAAUGGUAUGGUCAAGAGUGAAGACAAAUGGUCCUCAUCCAUCGCCUCGAGCAGGCUGUAGUGGAGCUCUAUGUGGAACUAAGUGGUACAUUACUGGUGGUGGAAGCAAGAAAAAGCGACUUGCGGAAACCUGGGUUUUUGAUGUUCUAGAAUCAAGAUGGUCUGUUCGUGCAGUUCCCCCUAGCUCGUCGAUUACUUCAAAGAAAGGUUUCAGCAUGGUUCCUUUGUACCAUAGGGACAAGAUUGUUCUUGUUGCUUUUGGAGGAAACAAAAAAGAUCCAUCCAACAAGGUUGAAGUAUUAGUCGUGCUGCAAAACGAGCAUUCUUAUAGCUGGCGGUCUGCCCCAGACGUAGACUCACUGCUGUAUGAAUAUUCUCCAAGCAACAAAGAACUUGCCGACCAUCUCAACAAAUGUGCUCCUUUGUAUUCUAACAGUUCUGUUCCAAGGCAUAGUCUCGCGACUACGGUAAAGCACACACCCAGAGGGGAGUCAUUGUCACAGCAUGGUGCUCUCAUCACUUCACUCCACAAGCAGUACGGUCGAGUAGAAGAGUCCAGCUUAGCUCAAAAGCUUCAGAAACCGAUCGAUGAUGACAAGUACGAUGAUGUUGAUGAUUGUUCUUCUUGUCCAGCGAGCACCCCGAAAGAGCAUCGAGGAAAGACGACACGAGCUGAUAUUCAGGUUGACAUGGCCAGAACUGUAGCACUCAAGGCAGAAAAUUCGGAGACGGAAGGACUAAAUGCAAGAAGGAUAGCCAGAAGCUCUUCGGACAUCAGCCAUCCGUACAACACAAAAAUAACAGACUUGAUCAGAAGAAACGCCACGCUGGAAGACCAGCUUGCAGCUGCACUGGCGAGCAAAGACCAGGCAGAGAAGAACUUGUCUUUGGUCAUCAGCAGUAGGGAACAGUUGGAGAAGAGGCUUGCCAACAAGGGACAAGAAGCUGAGAUGCUAAAGGAGAAGAUAGCAGGCUUAGAGUUAGCACAAGAGGAGUCCAACAACCUCUCUAACACUGUCCACGCUGACAAUGUUCGCCUCGAGCGGGAAGUAGCAUUCCUGAAGGCCAUCGCAGAUGAGAGCCAGAAGGAGAUGCAUUCCACCCGCAGAGUUUUAGCUGGAGAGCAGUCGCGGGCAUUCCAGCUCCAGGUUGAGGUGUUCCAUCUGAAGCAACGGCUGCAGAUGGUGGAAGGAAGAUCAGGGACGCCAAGGAAGCCUCAUAAUCCUUAGUAGGCAAAAGAAAAAAGUGUGGCAUGUUCAUGAUCAUGUACUUACUACAUCUAUAGGGUAUGGUGGUUGUGGUUUGUAAAUUGGCUUGUACAUCGAUUUAUAGCAACUGUGUAUAUGUAACAAUAGGUUUCUUGUGAACCAUUUGUGUUGCAUGGAUUGAUAUUUGCAGAGAUAUUAUAGAUGGUCUGUUGAGAGCAGCUGUUCAUGAUUUUGUGU